Molecule: messenger RNA, 3384 nt
Organism: Striga hermonthica
Lineage: Eukaryota; Viridiplantae; Streptophyta; Magnoliopsida; Lamiales; Orobanchaceae
Source: the annotation of a GenBank genome assembly
AUGUAUAUGGCAUACGGAUGGCCGCAGGUCAUCCCCCUGGAUUUACCGAGCUGCCCCUCCACGCCACAGAUAGUUUAUCUCAAAGUCGUUAAUGGGUUGCUCCUUGUUGUGGCCCCCACCCACCUUGAGCUGUGGUCUUCUUCUCAGCAUAGAGUGAGAUUGGGGAAGUAUAAGAGAGAUUUGAAUUCGAUCACGAGAGAAGGGGAGAAUUUGCAGGCCGUUUGGAGCCCGGACACGAAGCUCAUUGCUGUUCUUACGUCGUCCUUUUAUCUUCACGUUUUCAAGGUUCAAAUUACGGAAAAGAAAGUACAUGUUGGCGGGAAGCAACCAACUGGUUUAUUUUUUGGAAACAUAUCAUUACUUCUCAGCGAGCAAGUUCCCUUUGCAAAUAGGAAGUUGACAGUGAGCAACUUCAUUUGUGAUAACAAACACAUGCUGAUUGGACUCUCUGAUGGAUCGUUGUACAACAUAUCUUGGAAGGGUGAGUUUUGCGGUGCGUUUUUCCUUGAUGUGUCGCGACAUGAAAAAUCCGGUACCAAUAUAUUGUCCAAUCACUUGGGCAACGGUCUAAUUACAAGCGGAAUUCAAGGUGUCGAUGUGUCCAACCAUGUGAAUCACAUUGUACCUCAGAGCUCUGCAGUUGUUCAUCUUGAGUAUUCAAUGACAUUGCGGUUGCUAUUAGUGCUGUUUUCUGAUGGGAAACUAAUUCAGUGUUCUGUGAGCAAGAGAGGUUUGAAGCUCACUGAAUCUAUUUUAGUUGAAAGGAGAUUGGUUUCGGAGGAGGUUGUAUGUGCAUCAGUGUCUCCAGAGCAACAAAUUCUUGCUGUUGGAACUCUAAAAGGAAUUGUGGAGUUGUAUGACCUUGCAGAUUCUGCUUCACUUAUUCGCUCUGUCUCUUUGCAUGACUGGGGAUAUAGUGUGGAAGAUACUGGACCUGUCAGUUGUAUUGCUUGGACACCUGACAACUCGGCUUUUGCAGUUGGAUGGAAGUUAAGAGGUCUUACGGUUUGGUCCGUCUCAGGCUGUCGCUUGAUGUCUACAAUCCGUCAGAUAGGUUUGAGUUCUGUUUCUUCUCCAGUGGUUAAGCCAAACCAGGAUUUCAAGUAUGAACCUGUGAUGGGUGGAGCCUCACUGAUGCAUUGGGACGAACAUGGGUUCAGGCUUUAUGUUAUUGAACAAAGAUCACAUGAGAGAAUUAUUGCAUUCUCCUUUGGCAAAUGCUGCCUCAAUAGAGGUGUUUCGGGUACAACCUACGUGCGACAAGUUAUUUAUGGUGAAGACCGCUUGCUUAUUGUACAUGCAGAAGAUACCGAUGAACUUAAGAUAUUGCACCUCAAUCUUCCAGUAUCUUAUAUAUCACAAAACUGGCCCAUUUUACACGUUGCUGCUAGUAGGGAUGGGAUGUAUCUGGCAGUUGCAGGGCUUCAUGGCUUGAUAUUGUACGAUAUACGACUAAAGCGGUGGAGAGUCUUUGGAGAUGUUACUCAGGAACAACAAAUUCAAUGUAGAGGGUUGCUAUGGCUGGGGAAAAUCGUUGUCAUCUGCAACUAUGUGGACUCUUCUAAUGCAUAUGAAUUACUUUUCUACCCGAGAUAUCACCUCGAUCAGAGUUCACUGCUUUGCCGGAAACCAUUGCUUGCGCAGCCGAUGGUCAUGGACGUUUAUCAGGACUAUUUGCUUGUCACAUAUCGCCCCUUCGAUGUUCAUAUAUACCACGUGAAUUUAAAUGGGGAACUGUCACCUUCCAGCACUCCAGAUUUACAGCUUUCUACAGUACGAGAGCUCUCAAUCAUGACUGCAAAGAGUCAUCCAGCUGCAAUGCACUUCAUCCCCGACCAGUUCCCACGAGAGUGCUCGCUUACAGGUGAUAUUUCCUCAACAUCUGACUUACAGCCAAGAGAACCUGCAAGGUGUUUGAUUUUGCGGAUGAAUGGAGAACUUUCACUGCUUGAUUUGGAUGAUGGGCGAGAAAGAGAGCUCACACACUCUGUGGAGUUAUUCUGGGUUACUUGUGGUCAAUCAGAAGAGAAAACAAACUUGAUUGAGGAAGUAUCUUGGUUAGACUAUGGCCACCGAGGGAUGCAGGUUUGGUAUCCAUCUCCAGGUGUCGAUCCUUUUAAGCAGGAAGACUUUUUGCAGCUGGAUCCAGAACUUGAAUUUGAUCGUGAGGUGUACCCCCUUGGUCUGCUUCCAAAUGCUGGUGUAGUUGUUGGUGUUUGCCAGAGAAUGUCAUUUUCAGCAUGCACUGAGUUCCCAUGUUUUGAGCCUUCUCCUCAAGCACAAACCAUAUUACAUUGUCUACUAAGGCAUCUUCUUCAGAGGGAUAAGAGGGAAGAAGCUCUACGUCUUGCAAAUUUAUCCGCGGAGAAGCCACAUUUUUCUCGUUGCCUAGAAUGGCUUCUAUUUACAGUUUUUGAUGCUGACGUUUCAAGGCAGAAUUCUAGCAAAAACCAGACAGCAGUGUCAAAUCGUACUGCUUCUCUUCUGGAGAAGACCUGUGAUCUGAUCAGAAAUUUUCCUGAAUACUACGAUGUUGUUGUUAGUGUAGCACGGAAAACUGAUGGCCGCCAUUGGGCAGAUUUAUUUUCUGCUGCCGGGAGAUCAACGGAGUUGUUUGAAGAAUGCUUUCAACGAAGGUGGUACCGCACUGCAGCCUGCUAUAUACUUGUCAUUGCUAAGCUUGAAGGUCCUGCUGUGAGCCAAUAUUGUGCCUUGCGGUUAUUACAGGCCACGCUUGACGAGUCUUUGUAUGAACUAGCUGGGGAGCUGGUGAGGUUUCUUCUAAGAUCAGGAAGAGAAUAUGAAUCCACGAAUACGGACUCUGAGAGAGGGUCUCCAAGAUUUUUGGGAUAUUUUCUUUUCCCAACGAGUUUCAGGAAGCAACCACAUGAUUCUAGAAGCUCAUCAUUCAAAGAGCCAAGUGCGCAUGUUGCUUCUGUGAAAAGUAUUUUAGAAAACCAUGCCAGCUAUUUGAUGUCCGGAAAGGAGCUUUCAAAGCUUGUUGCAUUUGUCAAAGGCACGCAAUUCGACUUAGUGGAUUAUCUUCAACGAGAAAGAUAUGGAAGUGCCCGUUUGGAGAAUUUUGCUUCAGGACUUGAAAUGAUUGGUCAAAAGCUUAAUAUGGAAAUACUGCAAAGUCGUUUGGACGCGGAAUUCCUCUUGGCUCACAUGUGUUCGGUCAAGUUCAAAGAAUGGAUAGUGGUAUUGGCCACGUUAUUAAGGCGUUCUGAGGUUCUUUUCGAUCUUUUUAGACAUGAUUUGCGGUUGUGGAAAGCAUACAGCAUAACUAUACAGGCACAUGGAGCUUUUGCUUACUAUCAUGAUUUGCUCGAGGAGUUGGAGAGUAAGCUUGCAUCAACAGUUGAUUCAGAAGAGGACAUUUAA